This is a messenger RNA of Striga asiatica, 2512 nucleotides long. NCBI's taxonomy places the organism in Eukaryota, Viridiplantae, Streptophyta, Magnoliopsida, Lamiales, Orobanchaceae. The record is from the annotation of a GenBank genome assembly.
UCUGACGUAAAUAUUGUAGUAGCCCCCUAGUCCACUGCUUAAUUCCAACUCCAUUUUCUCUCGCCCUGUCUCCUCUCCCCAGCGAUCUCCAGAGAAAUUCCGAAUUUACUUGCCCACACAGUACACGGACUCCAUCCCUUUUGCUGCGUGGGUUUUAGGCUUUUGUGGGUUUUUGGAAUUUUCAGAAACAAACGCCCCAAUUUUGUGGGUUUUGCAGAACAAUUUCGAGCUGGUUUUGCUUGUGGGAUGUGAAAAGCUUGGAACUUGAGAAAACAUGCCUACAUGGUGGGGGAAGUCAUCAUCAAAGCAAGCGAAAAAGAAAACAACCAAAGAAAGUUUCAUCGACACAUUACACAAGAAGUUCAAGAUCCCAGAAAGCAAAUCUUCCGGAAGAUCAGGAUCUACCAGAAGACGUUCGAGUGACACUAUUUCGGAAAAAGGGUCUCAUUCGAGAUCACCGUCACCUAUCGUAGCCCGAUCACAAAGUGUUGCCGAACGAGCACAAGCCCAACCACUCCCCUUACCUAGUUUAGGCUCGGCAAAUGUCUUUCGCACAGAUUCUGCAAAAAGCGAACCCGCAAAAUCGACGAAUGUCUCAAAAACUUCUCUGUUUUUGCCUCUCCCGAGGCCUGCACGCAUUCGGCACAAGCCGGAGGCUGCUGACUUGGACGGAGAAUUGGUUGUGGCUUCUAUUUCUAGCGAAUGUUCGGUCGAGAGUGAUGAUCAUCAGGUUGAUUCAAAUCAGCUCAGUGCUCCUGCAAAUGACCUCAAUAUUGGAAGUAGAGCUGCUGGGGGUAGCCCUUCAGGCAAUUCUAGAAGGCAUCAGUCACCAAUUGCACCACAAGUCUCAAAGGAGUUGCCGGUACCUGUAAACCUUUGCUCCAAUGAAAAGAACUCGUCUUCACUACCUAAAAGGCGGCCUUUGAGUCGCCAGGUGGCGAAACUACAGGUUCCUUCUCGAAGCGUGCUUUACAGCGCACCAGAUAGCUCGAUUUCUAGUCCGUCAAGAAGUCCUAUGAGACCCUCCUCCGGUAAUGAUCAGGCGGCAAAUCCUGCAAAACUUUAUCCGGAGCCUUUCUUUCUUGGAUCCGGUCAAUGCUCCAGUCCUGGCUCGGCAGAGACCUCUGGACACAAUUCAGUGGGAGGAGACAUGUUGGGCCAAUUAUUCUGGCAGCAGCCCAGUAGAGGAAGCCCGGAGUACUCACCUAAUCCAAGCCCACGAAUGACGAGUCCAGGCCCAAGUUCGAGGAUCCAAAGUGGGGCUGUGACACCCCUUCAUCCUAGAUUUGGAGGGCACUCAGAGUCACAGGGUAACUGGCCAGAUGAUGCUAAGCAGAAAAGUCACAGAUUGCCUCUUCCUCCUGUGACAAUUUCCAAUUCUUCACCAUUUCACAGUCCUAAUGCAGCUGCCACGUCACCUUCAGUACCACGAAGUCCCGGACGAGCAGAAAAUCUUGCGAGUCCUGGCUCACGUUGGAAAAAGGGGAAGUUGCUCGGGAGGGGAACGUUUGGACAUGUUUAUGUUGGUUUUAAUAGUGAAACGGGAGAGAUGUGUGCCAUGAAGGAGGUGACAUUAUUUGCUGACGAUGCAAAAUCGAAGGAAAGUGCGAAGCAGCUGGGACAAGAGAUUGCAUUGUUGAGUCGCUUAAAGCAUCCUAAUAUCGUCCAAUAUUAUGGAUCAGAAACGGUGGAUGACAAGUUGUAUAUUUACUUAGAAUAUGUAUCCGGUGGUUCAAUCCACAAGAUUCUUCAAGAAUAUGGGAAACUCGGGGAAUCUGCUAUCCGCAGUUACACUCAACAGAUUUUGUCGGGACUUGCUUAUUUACAUGCCACAAACACUGUGCAUAGAGAUAUUAAAGGUGCAAAUAUACUCGUGGAUCCAAAUGGCCGUGUUAAGUUAGCAGAUUUUGGCAUGGCAAAGCAUAUUACAGGCCAAUCUUGCCCAUUAUCGUUUAAGGGUAGUCCUUAUUGGAUGGCACCUGAGGUCAUAAGGAACUCAAAUGGGUCUAGCUUACCUGUUGAUAUAUGGAGUCUUGGAUGCACUGUAUUAGAAAUGGCUACAGCAAAACCUCCUUGGAGCCAGUAUGAAGGGGUGGCAGCUAUGUUCAAGAUUGGAAAUAGCAAAGAACUUCCAGCUAUACCCGAUUACCUUUCGGAUGAAGGCAAAGAGUUUAUUAAGUUGUGCAUGCAGCGUAAUCCCCAGAACCGCCCCACGGCAGCUCAACUUCUCGAGCACUCGUUCGUGAAAGGUUCGUCUCCUCUGGAGAAAAACAUCUCGUCGUCUUCUUCACCUGGUUUGAUCAAUGCUGUUAAAUCCCAGGCAAUUGGCCAUGCAAGAAGUCUUCAACAACAGUCGGAUCCGACUGAGGGACUUGCUAUCCACUCGUCUAGAGCAUCGAAAUCUAGUUUCCAUUCAAGACCUAGAAAAGCUGAUGUGGCAGAAGAAGAACAAACUGAAGAUUGUGAUAUAGUUUCCAUGGGUGCUGCAAAUCGGUGCGCCGAUUUGCAAUAA